CUACGCGUAUAUCGGCUCGAAAGUCUUAGUCCUUAGCUCACGGACACUGUCUUUAGCAUUCGCUUAUAUUUUCGCGUUCUAGGGUUCUAGAGCGCUCAAUUUCUUCUUUUUAGGGCGGGAUUUGGAGGGCGCUGCCGGCGAUGCGCUGAUGGCGGUGAUGAAUGCGUUGCGAAUUGGCCAAAUCCACGGCAGUGGCGUCCAAUUCAAGAGAAAUUUUCAGAGCUGGGGACAAGCUCCAUUCCAGCCAGGUCUGCGGUCGUCUAAUUGCGCAUGGCUUUACAACCAGGAUUUGUGGUGUGUCCAUUUGUGGGCUAGCUUGAGAGCUGUUCCAAAAUGUGCAAUCAGCAAGCCCAAUGUGGUAUCUUCAUGCCUCGGACUUACAUCGACACGAAAGGAUUUUCACCAAAUCUUUUCUACUGCACUGGCAAAAGUGCUCAGUGUGUUGAAAGCGCAUCCAGUUUUCUCGAGCUGUGCUCCUCCUCUGGCCAUGAUAUUUUUCGCGGUGUAUGGACUACUUCCGACGAUAAAGAUGAUCCAGCAAGGCGUGUUUGGGAAGGAGAGCUGGCAUAAAUCUCAAACGGAACACAUAUUGGUAGCUUAUGUGCGCCCCUUACUUAUCUGGAUGGGUGUUAUCUCCAUUUGCGGGUCUAUCGAUCCUGUGGUCUUGUCAUCUGGAGCGUCGCAGGCAAUCAAAGAUCGAUCAAUUAAUUUUGUAAGGUCAUUAUCAACAGUCCUCGCGUUUGCGGUGUGUGCAACGAACCUAACCGAAAAAGUUCAAAAGUCUUUGGAAACACCCGAUUCGGAUAAGGGCCGAAAUCUCGGGAUUCAAUUCAUCAGCAAUGCUGUCCGGUCGUCUGUUUGGGUAGCAGCGGUCUGUCUUUUCAUGGAACUUCUAGGAUUUUCGACUCAAAAGUGGAUCACGGCUGGAGGCCUUGGAACAGUUCUUGUUACGUUAGCAGGCAGAGAGAUUCUUACGAACUUUCUAUCGAGUAUUAUGAUUCAUGCUACUCGACCUUUCAUAGAAAAUCAAUGGAUACAAACAAAAUUUGAAGGCCAGGAGGUUUCCGGGACUGUUGAGCACGUCGGUUGGUGGUCUCCAACUGUCAUUCGAGGUGAUGACCGUGAAGCCGUCCAUAUUCCUAAUCACAAGUUCACCGUGAGCGUCGUUAGGAACCUUAGUCAGAAAACACACUGGCGAAUCAAAACGCACCUGGCCAUCAGUCAUUUAGACGCUGGAAAGAUAGCCCUCAUCGUCGCGGACAUGCGGAAAGUAUUGGCGAAGCAUUCUCAAGUUGAGCACAAGAGAUUGCACAGACGCGUUUUCCUGGACUAUGUUCACCCAGAGAGCCAGGCCUUACAUGUAAGUACGAUAGAUGUUCUUGUUUGUCUUCGCCUAGUUACCAUCCCUCAAUCGUUUCAGGUUUUGGUGUCGUGCUUUGUCAAGACAUCCCACUUCGAGGAGUACCUCCGAGUGAAGGAGACGAUAUUGCUCGAUAUCCUAAAAGUAAUCAGUCACCACAACGCACGGCUGGCGACUCCAAUUCGCUCGAUACAUCGAGUUUCAGCAGACGAGCCGCAACAGGCUCCGGCCAGCAAGUACGACAGGCCACUUCUCAUAAGUGAGAGCUCGGUGCUGUCGUCAGAGCAUCCGCUAACCAGAUCAAAGUCACAGUCCGAGAUUGUGGCCGAGAACAUCGACAAGAGUCAAGGCAAUCCGGGUGAAGCAAAGCCUCAACUCGCGGGCCUGGAUUCCAUGGGCCUGAAUUCGAAGGACAUAACACUGCUAGGAGCGGCGUUCGGGAAAUCUCACGCAAAGCUGCCGGUCGAGGGGGAAGAAUCUCCUCAACCGAAACCGGCGGAGAUAGAUGGUGAAAAUGCACAGGUUGUCCGAGGCAAGAUCUACGUGCAGGACGAUGCCAAAGAGCAGAUUGUUGGCAGCGUAAGAGCAGUGAAAGGAGAUGGAAACGGCAAGAAAGGCCUGCCGAGAUCUUCGUCGGUAGAAGAGAACUUAGUUCUCGGCGUUGCUUUGGAUGGAUCAAAGAGGACAUUGCCUCUCAAUGGUCCAGAAACCAAUACAGAUGUUAAAAGGUUGUAAAUAACACUUACAAAACAGAAAAUCGCUCUUGUA
This is a messenger RNA of Selaginella moellendorffii, 2128 nucleotides long. RefSeq names its product mechanosensitive ion channel protein 2, chloroplastic. Gene Ontology annotation, cellular component: membrane. Bases 149 to 2095 code for a protein of 648 amino acids. The transcript is spliced from 12 exons. The record is from RefSeq and is a predicted model, not a curated record. Gene Ontology annotation, biological process: transmembrane transport. NCBI's taxonomy places the organism in Eukaryota, Viridiplantae, Streptophyta, Lycopodiopsida, Selaginellales, Selaginellaceae.